This is a messenger RNA of Peronospora farinosa, 723 nucleotides long. NCBI's taxonomy places the organism in Eukaryota, Oomycota, Peronosporomycetes, Peronosporales, Peronosporaceae. The record is from the annotation of a GenBank genome assembly.
AUGACUCGACAAGGCUACCUCAUUGUCUAUGACAAGAACAGUCAUCGUCCGAAUGUGUGCUACUUUUCGCUCGAGGACGGAUUUCUACGUCAGUACGCAAGUGACGAAUGCGUCCAGUGUCUGAACGAGGUGCAGCUCUCUGGGUGCAAAGUCACCAUCAAGGCGCAGAAGCGUGUGAACGACGUGCCCAACAGCUUUUACCUGGAGACCCGCAAGGUGUUUGUCAAUGACCGGUCCUACACACUGGGAAACCCCGAGCGUAUCGAGUUUAGUGCCUACAGUAGCAUGGACCGACAGGAUUGGGGCAAAGCACUUUUCUCAUGGCAGCGCUUCUUCUGGCGUGAACCACAGGUCGCCUCACCCGAAAAGAGCGCUCGUGAGACGCGCCAGCAACUAGAGCAAAUUAUCGCCAAGUACUUUGUGCAAAAGCCCUCGAAUGACCACUCAAUCUCGAUCGCGGCGGCCAAACAGCCCAUCUCAUUCCUACAACGCAACGCACACUCGCUGCAGCGCUCGCUGAUGUUGACCAUGGCGUCCUCUGGUGCUAACAACAUGGCCAAGCCCGAGAGUGACGUGAAGCCGACGGACUGCAGAAAGGACAAGGUGGCACUUUCGAAGGUGGAGUGUCCUGUCAAGAGCAACAACACCUGGCAGGCCACUGCCGUUAAGCUGUCUUAUUUGCCCACACGUUUCAGCCGCGGCAUCAGUCAGGAAGCACACUAG